AUGGCGGCUCCUGCUGUUUCUCUGGUCGCCCACUCGUCCACGCAAGCAGCUUUGGUGUCUCGCGUCGUCGCGUGCCAAUCAAGAGCCACAGGCAGCCAUCAACACUUUCCUUCUCCUCCCCGCGCAUCUCCUUUCACACGCGCGACGGUUUUACCAGCUCGCACGCACACGUGCUCCCUGCGAUCGCGACAACUUACUACAGGCUGGCCGUACGGACGCCGAGUAGUAGCAGCGGCGAAUGCAGGCACGACUAUUGUCGCGUCUGCUUCUGUCGGGGACGUGAACGAGGCGAUUAAAGACGCGGCUAAGGAGGGCGACGUGGCUGCGGUAAAGCAGCUAUUGGCAGGCGGAGGUGUCGACAUUAAUUUACCUAGCCCUGAACGAUCUGGCUGGACAGCGGUGCACCUGGCAGCGUUCUACGAGCAUCCAGAGGUCGUCCAGGUGCUUCUCGCUGCCGGAGCUGACACUGACGCUCGGAACAGCACCGGGAAUACUCCGCUGCAGUUCGCGUGCAUAGAGGGCAACCUGGACGUUGCUCGCAUUCUAUUGGACGCCGGUGCUGACCUGUACGCCACCAGCGAUGACAAGGGGAACGCUCUCGAGUACGCUCAAGAGUGGGGAACCGAAGAAAUGGUUGACUUCCUCCUUGUUCGUGCGGCCACAGAAAGGAAUAAAUAA
Molecule: messenger RNA, 678 nt
Organism: Closterium sp. Naga37s-1
Lineage: Eukaryota; Viridiplantae; Streptophyta; Zygnematophyceae; Desmidiales; Closteriaceae
Source: the annotation of a GenBank genome assembly